Durotheca rogersii is the source of this 1295-nucleotide messenger RNA. Its product is annotated as 3-oxoacyl-reductase. The transcript has a single exon. NCBI's taxonomy places the organism in Eukaryota, Fungi, Ascomycota, Sordariomycetes, Xylariales, Xylariaceae. The record is from RefSeq and is a predicted model, not a curated record. The coding region runs from base 191 to 982 and encodes 263 amino acids.
CCCUCUCCCCUCUCUCCUAUCGAUGUCUCGCACAUCGUCACAGGUACCCCGCAGUCUCCCGCCGACUCCGGCCAUUCUCUCUCGCUCGCUCCCAUCCUCGCCCUCCCUCUUCCUCUUCCCUUUGUAGUCGGCCCGGCUGCUUUAGCGCCUCGAUCGCACAUCCACACACUCUCUCGUAUUCCUUCCCGUCAUGGAAAAUCACGCAAUCUACCCGAGCCUGCGGGGCAAGAGCGUGCUGAUCACCGGCGGCGCCGAGGGCAUCGGGGCGGCCGCGGUCGAGCUGUUCUGCCGGCAGGGGUCGCACGUCGUGUUCCUCGACUACGCGGAGACGUCGGCGGCCCAGCUGGUGGAAAAGGUGGACGGGAUCGCGGGGGCGACGAAGCCGGUCUUCAUGCACUGCGACGUGACGGACCUAGGGCGGCUGCGGGCGUGCGCGGAGCGGGUGCUGGCGGAGCACGGCGGCGCGGUCGACGUGCUGGUCAACAACGCGGGGCGGGCGGGGGCGGCGACGCGCGUGCCGACGGCGGAGGUGACGCCCGAGUCGUUCGACGCCGACGUGGCGGCCAACCUGCGGCACCAGUUCUUCCUGACGCAGGCGGUGGCGCCGGCGAUGGCGGCGCGCGGCCGCGGCAGCAUCGUCAACCUCGGCUCCAUCACCUGGCGCAUCCCCGCCACCGGCCUGCCCGUCUACACGCUCUGCAAGGCCGCCGUCCAGGGCAUGACGCGCACCCACAGCAAGGAGUUCGGCCCCCGCGGCGUCCGCGUCAACAGCGUCGUCCCCGGCGCCAUCGCCACCCGCCGCCAGAUCGACCAGGUCCUCACCCCCGCCUACCGCGCCGAGGUCAUGGCCGCCCAGAGCCUCAAGCGCGACCUCAUGCCCGAAGAGGUCGCCAGCCUCAUCCUCUUCCUCGCCGCCGACGACUCGAGCGCCAUCACUGGCAGCAGCUACGUGAUCGACGGAGGGUGGGUCAGCGACGUUUAAAAAGAAGAGGAGGGAGGGGAGACGCGGCAAGGCGACAGUUUCGGAUCGGAAUUUUCUGACCGAAGUGGUGUUUCGGGAGAGACAGUUUGCGGCUAUCGGCAUUUUUCGCGUCCGCUCUUGUGCUGUCUCGGAGAUACCGGGUCACGGAUGUCUCAGGAUAAUAUAAGGGUGACCCCCCUCGUCGCCUGUUUCGUGAUGCACAAUCCUCACAUCACUGAGGCUGUGUUUAUCGGAGUUACCAAGCGACUGUGUCGGACUUGUUUGUGCGCGCAGCCUAUCUCGCUACCAAGUUACCCCUAAAUUUCCGCCAGGG